UACUGUCGCCUACAGUUGCACAAGACACACGUAUCUCAAUCACAUCAAGUCAUUAACCCACAGCAUCACCAUUUCGGCAUUUCCCAUUGGAGCUCUCAGAUUAGAGCUUCCCCCCAAACAAAUCCAAGCACCUGUUACAAUGUCGUCGACACAGAAACAAGCCAUUUUCAUCUGCUCCCUCAUAGUCCUCUGGUACUCAUCAAACAUCGGUGUCCUCCUCCUCAACAAGUUCCUCCUCUCCAACUAUGGCUUCAGAUUCCCAAUCUUCCUCACAAUGUGCCACAUGUCCGCCUGCGCCAUUCUCAGCUACAUUUCCAUCGUCUUCCUCAAGGUUGUUCCUCUGCAGACCCUCAAAUCGAGGUCCCAGUUCCUCAAGAUUGCCACUUUGAGUAUUGUCUUUUGUGGGUCUGUUGUCGGCGGCAACAUUUCUCUCAGAUACCUCGCUGUCUCGUUUAACCAGGCUGUUGGUGCUACCACGCCGUUUUUCACUGCCCUUUUUGCGUAUCUGGCCACUCUUAAGAGGGAGGCUUGGGUUACCUAUGCUGCCCUUGUCCCUGUUGUUACUGGAGUUGUCAUUGCUAGUGGGGGUGAGCCGAGUUUUCACUUAUUUGGCUUUGUUAUAUGCAUUAUUGCAACCGCUGCAAGGGCAUUUAAAUCUGUUCUUCAGGGUAUUCUACUUUCUUCUGACGGGGAAAAGUUGAACUCUAUGAAUUUGCUGCUUUAUAUGUCACCAAUUGCUAUUCUAGUACUCUUGCCUGCUGCACUUAUAAUGGAGCCCAAUGUUGUAGAUGUCACUCUGAAACUCGGAAGGGAGCAUAAAUUCAUGUGGUUACUUCUUUUGGUUAACUCAGUAAUGGCCUAUUCUGCCAAUUUGUCAAAUUUCUUGGUGACGAAGCACACAAGCGCACUAACACUUCAGGUAUUAGGUAAUGCAAAAGGUGCUGUGGCUGUUGUUAUCUCAAUUCUUUUAUUCAAGAACCCUGUAACUGUCAUCGGAAUUGGUGGUUACAUGAUAACUGUUAUGGGGGUUGUUGCUUAUGGAGAAGCAAAGCGAAGGUUUAGAUAAGUGAUCCAGUUACCAUUAUAUAUUUUGAUGACUCAAGAUUUCAUUCGAAGAGGUUAGUGAGAUUAUAUUCGACUAGAUUCUUAGCUGAGUGUUGUUUGGGGAUGGUGAGAGAGAGAGAAUGAGUUAUUUGAUUGUGGUGUUGUAUUAUUAUGUAUACAAGCAACUCGUUUUGUGCCUGAUUCUACCUCUGUUAUUUAUAGACGAUUAUAUAUUAACAGAAGUAUAUU
Argentina anserina (silverweed cinquefoil) is the source of this 1293-nucleotide messenger RNA. RefSeq names its product UDP-URONIC ACID TRANSPORTER 1. The transcript has 4 exons. Lineage: Eukaryota; Viridiplantae; Streptophyta; Magnoliopsida; Rosales; Rosaceae. Gene Ontology annotation, molecular function: antiporter activity. Gene Ontology annotation, cellular component: Golgi apparatus. The coding region runs from base 140 to 1066 and encodes 308 amino acids. The record is from RefSeq and is a predicted model, not a curated record.